AUGGCUCGCGACAGCAUUGUAGUUGUAGGCGCCGGCGUUAUCGGGCUAAAUGUGGCCUUGGAGCUGUCAAAACGGGGAUAUGGACGUCAUGUCACGGUGAUAGCAAAGUAUCUGCCUGAAGACUCCCAUGUCAACUACACCUCGCCUUGGGCCGGGGCGAAUUUCUCGGGCGUUUCAGGCAACGACGCCAAUGCCUUGCGAUGGGACAAAGCAGGGUAUCUGACUCUCAUGAGACUGAUUGACGAACAAGCCGAAGAGGCGAAAUUCCUCAAGAAGACGGAGUCGAUUGAAUACUGGGAUGAAGAACCGUCGAUGGACAAGAUCCGGAGCGUAACCGAGUAUCUGCGUGAUGUUCAAGUCAUUCCGAAGGAGGAAUUACCGCCGAAUGUCGCGUUCGGUUUGCGCUUCACUACCAUCACGCUGAAUGCCCCGGCCCAUUGUUGCCACCUGCAGUCGUUGCUGUCACAGCCUAGAUAUGGCUCAGUACGAUUUGCGCGACAGGGAGUAACAUCGCUAGACGAUGCAUUCCUGUCAUCAAAUACUAAGCUUGUAUUCAACUGCAUCGGAAAUGCAGCGAAGACACUUCCCGGCGUCAACGACCAGAAGUGUUAUCCCACCAGAGGCCAGAUCGUCCUGGUAAAAGCACCCCAAGUCAACCAAAACACCAUGCGUCAUGGGAAGAAGUACGAGACGUAUAUCAUCCCACGGCCACUAUCAGACUCGACAGUAAUUCUCGGCGGAUACAUGCAGAAAGGCGACUAUGAAAGCCAAGUCCGCGAGGAGGAAACGCAGUCGAUUCUGCAUAGAACGGGAGAACUGCUACCGGCUCUUAAAUCCAACGAAACAAAUAUUCUCAAGGUUGCAGUCGGGUUUCGGCCGUCGCGAGAGGGGGGAGCUCGAGUGGAAAGAGAGCAGUUCAGCCCUGGCCAAACAGUCGUGCAUAACUAUGGAGCUGGAGGGACUGGAUAUCAGGCUGGCAUGGGGAUGGCGCAGGACGCAGUUGGUCUGGUACAGGAGGAGCUGAACUUGCUGCCGAUGAGCAAGUUGUGA
Aspergillus puulaauensis is the source of this 1050-nucleotide messenger RNA. RefSeq names its product FAD-dependent oxidoreductase. The transcript has 4 exons. NCBI's taxonomy places the organism in Eukaryota, Fungi, Ascomycota, Eurotiomycetes, Eurotiales, Aspergillaceae. The record is from RefSeq and is a predicted model, not a curated record. Bases 1 to 1050 code for a protein of 349 amino acids. Gene Ontology annotation, molecular function: FAD binding; D-amino-acid oxidase activity.